CUGCAGCUCACCGGUAACGACCUCGAGAAGGUCUCCCAGAGCGCUGCCGACAUCCAGCAGAUCUGCAGAGUCCGCAACAAGGAUAUCAGAAAGGUUUCUUGGACGGUCUCUACGUCUCGGAGCGCGGCAACAUCGUCGAGGAGUAAGCGACAACUUGUUUCAUCAACUUUGGCGAAUGACGGAUCAGGGCACUUUGCUGUACGGGCUGCGUAGCGCUUCAAUGAAAAUGGGCAAAAUUUUCGCGGACCAAAAAUUCAUUAACGACUUCAAAAAGAAAGACUCCUUGUUCUGUUCACUGAACGUCUCUAUACCCGCCAACUCGAGCGCCCAGCAGUGCUUUGAAUUAUUUCGUAUUUUGUUCGAUACCGAAACUACGCCCCAUAAACACCCAAUACCCGUUCGAUCCACAGCAGCAGACAUUCGCUUUGCGCCUGAUGUAACAUUCUGUACACGGUCGUCAAAAGCAGAAACUGAUACCCUUCCUCUUUCCAAAUCCUUAUUCUGGUGAUAUCGCUGAAUGUUGUGCCUCCCAUGCUGAAAUACGAAAGGUUGUCAAGUGACAUUAAAUAAACAAAAGAACGUAUUUUCU
Aureobasidium pullulans EXF-150 is the source of this 589-nucleotide messenger RNA. RefSeq lists its product as uncharacterized. The coding region runs from base 176 to 508 and encodes 110 amino acids. The transcript is spliced from 2 exons. NCBI's taxonomy places the organism in Eukaryota, Fungi, Ascomycota, Dothideomycetes, Dothideales, Saccotheciaceae. The record is from RefSeq and is a predicted model, not a curated record.